AUGUUUCGUGUCGAGCUCCUCGCCGAUAAAGGUUCAGUCCCUCAACCAGGCUGGUCCUAUGUCGCCGACCGAGCCUUCAACUCAGCUCAAGCCGCCAUAGCCCCAACACUAAGCCGCAAACGCGGAAUCCGCGACGCUGGAAAGGGCGGCGAUACGUCCUCCCGCCGAACCAACGCUAUAAUACGGCAUCUAGCGGAGCUGGACCGCGAGAACCACCGCGACGUCGCGGUUCCCAUCCCCGUGAAACAAGCUAAGGAGGCCGGGGCGCGCGGAACGCGUGCAAAGACAACAUCCAACGUCCGCCGCAUUCUCCAAUCUCAGAAAACAUUCAGAAACCAUCUCGAUGACGAGGAGGCCGCCCUCAGUAAUGCUGCAGCUAGUGGGGCCACGGGAACAACUGUGCAGAGCGGCGCGGGUAUGAGUGCGGCUGCGACUGCGGCGGUUGCGAGGGUGAGCAAAGCUGCAGCUUCUACGGCUUCGAGGCGAAGUUCAACACCUGUGGCUCCUUUGAGCUCGGCGAAGAACAAGAAGCGCGGAGCAGGCGCGUCAGCUUCAACGCCUACGCCCUCUGUUCCUGGGACCCCUGGUGUGGCUGCAAGUACCACAGAAGCAGAAGCGGGUGAGGAGGAUUUUGAGCGAAAACAAAAGCUUUCGAAGACGGAGCAUGAUGAUGAUCCUCUUUUGCGCUCGUAUGCGCCUACUAUGCCAUCCGACAAGAUUGUUCAGCGCUUGCUUGCUGAGCCUCCACUAUCCUAUAAUGCAUCACGGGCUGGUCCGCCGAACUCGUCGCGGUUGCCAAGGCAUUUCUGUUGCAUGUGUGGGUAUUGGGGGAAGAUCCGCUGUAAAAAUUGUCAUUUGAGGACUUGUGGAUUGGAUUGUUAUCGGGUUCACGAGGAUUCAAGAUGUGGUGCAUUCUUUUGA
Molecule: messenger RNA, 921 nt
Organism: Penicillium angulare
Lineage: Eukaryota; Fungi; Ascomycota; Eurotiomycetes; Eurotiales; Aspergillaceae
Product: putative HIT finger domain protein
Exons: 1
Coding region: 1-921 (306 amino acids)
Biological process (GO): chromatin remodeling
Cellular component (GO): Swr1 complex
Molecular function (GO): nucleosome binding
Source: RefSeq, a predicted model, not a curated record